Tripterygium wilfordii is the source of this 525-nucleotide messenger RNA. RefSeq lists its product as uncharacterized. NCBI's taxonomy places the organism in Eukaryota, Viridiplantae, Streptophyta, Magnoliopsida, Celastrales, Celastraceae. The record is from RefSeq and is a predicted model, not a curated record. The transcript has 4 exons. Bases 1 to 525 code for a protein of 174 amino acids.
AUGACUAUGAUGUUUGGAGGGCCGGGCUUCGUUCAAAUUAAGGGCUCAAAUUCUUGGGCCGCGGGCUUGCUAUGCCUUGUUGUGGCCGUGGUCUUCACAACGGGCCUACGGCUGAUACUGCUGACAAGCAAGGAGGCGAAGGCAGCUGAAAAGAAGGCUCCACCACCAAAGCCUAAACCAGCUGCAAAAGCUCCGGCUAAGCCGCUGCCAUGGAUGAUGGAGGAAGAUAUAAUUCCUGCAUUAAGAGCAAUUUUUGAAGUUCAAGAUAACAUCUCUGAAUCAGAGCUUUCUUUCCAAGAAAACAGGUUGGAUGGUUCCUUUCUAAAGCACGGCAAUUCAUAUUCAUUUCUGGCAUUCUUUCCUGGGUCCCAAAGGGUUUUCCCUAUCCUCCAGUCCAACAGCUCAGGAGCAAGCACAGUUGAGCCCUUCCUCAUUGAUGAGAAGAAAACCACUUCACAACACGUUGUUUUCUGGGUUGAAAAGCGUUUGGCAGCUCAAGGGAUCAUCCCAGUUUGCAAAGAAUAA